AUGGCUGGACCCGGAAACAAGAAAAAGAGACAAUUCGAGGGUCGCUUACAGAAGCCCUCAAAAAAGCAAAAGAGAAAGCAACUCCGAGCAUACAACAGCGACGACUCUGAACCCGAGGAGGAGCAGGAGUUUGAUGCUGUCAACCUGCUCGAUUCCGACGACGAUAUUCACAACGUUCAAGUCGACAAUGUCGGCGCUUCCGACAAUGAAGAGUCCAGCUCCGACGAGGAACGCCCUGCCCUGAAGAAGACUGCCAAGAUGACAAAAACAAUCAAGGCGCAAAAGCCCAAGUCCGACGAGCCAGAAGUCGAGUCCGAGGAGGAGGAAGACGAUGACGAUGACGAGGGAUCAGAAGACGAUUCAGACGAUGAUAUGGAUGGCGACAACACCAACAAGCGCAAGAAGUCCAAGCGAAACGAUCCCAAUGCUUUCGCUACAUCGCUCUCCAAGAUUCUCUCCACCAAGCUAUCAACAUCCAGGCGAGCAGAUCCCGUUCUUGCCCGAAGUGCCGCCGCCCACGAAGCUUCCAAGGCGGCUGUCGACAGUGCGCUAGAAUCUAAGGCUAGAAAGCAGCUCCGUGACCAGAAGAGGCGCGCAUUCGAGAAGGGUCGAGUAAAGGACGUUCUUAUCGCAUCCACAAAUGAAAAUACCGGAGAGCUGGAGACAUCUACAUCUGAGAUCAUGGAAACCGAGAGAAGACUACGCAAGGUUGCGCAGCGCGGUGUUGUCAAGCUUUUCAACGCUGUCCGCGCCGCGCAGGUCAAGGCCGUUGAGGCUGAGAAGGGUACAAGAAAGGAGGGUGUUAUCGGUAUGAAGAAGCGAGAGGAAAAGGUCAACGAGAUGAGUAAGAAGGGAUUCUUGGAGUUGAUUGCUUCUGGAGGCGGCAAAUUGAAAAAGGGUGGAAUCGAGGAGGCGUAA
Molecule: messenger RNA, 918 nt
Organism: Fusarium coffeatum
Lineage: Eukaryota; Fungi; Ascomycota; Sordariomycetes; Hypocreales; Nectriaceae
Exons: 1
Coding region: 1-918 (305 amino acids)
Biological process (GO): maturation of LSU-rRNA; maturation of 5.8S rRNA
Cellular component (GO): preribosome, large subunit precursor
Source: RefSeq, a predicted model, not a curated record